This is a messenger RNA of Rubroshorea leprosula, 488 nucleotides long. The record is from the annotation of a GenBank genome assembly. Lineage: Eukaryota; Viridiplantae; Streptophyta; Magnoliopsida; Malvales; Dipterocarpaceae.
CCAUGAACUCAUGUUGUUGGGUUCCAUGGAACCCAAAACUGGGUUUGUUACUGGGUUCUACAGAACCCAGCAAUCUGGGUUCCAUUGAACCCAAAUCUGGGUUCUGUGGAACCCAACGAUAUGGGUCAAACGAACCCAAAUAGCUGGGUUUUGCAGAACCCGGAUCUGGGUUCAACGGAACCCGGAACUGGGUUCAACGGAACCCAGAACUGGGUUCAAACAAACCCAGCGUUUUGGGCUCAAAUGAACCCAGUAACAAGAGGAGGAAGAAAGAAAGAGGGUGAAGAAGGUUUGGUAGGUCACAACAGCAAGAGGAAGAAAGAGAAAGCAAAAGGGGGAAGAAGAAAAAGAGGGGGGAGGAUCCUAACUUGGUAGGGUUCGGUCAGCAGAGGAGGUAACAAGAGGAGGAAGAAGAAAGAGAAAGAAAGAGGGGGAAGAAAACAGGUGGAGAGGUUUUUGUUAUUUUUUUAUAAAAAAUAUAAAAAUUU